Molecule: messenger RNA, 3082 nt
Organism: Pimephales promelas (fathead minnow)
Lineage: Eukaryota; Metazoa; Chordata; Actinopteri; Cypriniformes; Leuciscidae
Gene: slc18a2
Product: solute carrier family 18 member 2
Biological process (GO): aminergic neurotransmitter loading into synaptic vesicle; xenobiotic transport; transmembrane transport
Cellular component (GO): terminal bouton; synaptic vesicle membrane
Molecular function (GO): serotonin:sodium:chloride symporter activity; xenobiotic transmembrane transporter activity
Source: RefSeq, a predicted model, not a curated record
GUGCUGGACAAGGUCAAGCUCAACCCAUGACGUCCAGAUGCGGUGAGCGCCACUUGUUGUUUAAAGAACUGCAGAACUUUGAAAAGAUUUUAAGCACAGGCUAUGUAGAUAUGAAAUUAAGUAGAAGUUAUUAUAGGCUGAAUAAAGUGCUCCCGCCUUUCUUCUUUUUGUGUGACGGUUUAUUCGUCCGUGGCUCAGCAGCACAGCCCAUUUGAGUUCUCUGUGAAACAGCGUGACGUCAAACAGCAGUCGAGCAACCAACGCAUCCAUCCAGCGUGCCUUUCACCCGGGAUCUGACUGCAAAGCUCAAAGCAAAUGUGCUCAUAAGGAUCUCUUGCUCGCUCUCUGGCAAUUGGAUUUAAUAAAAAAUGGGAUUAUUUGAUGCUCUUAGAGAUUUUAGUUUAUUAACAUGGCUAAGAGAAGAAAGGCAGUCUCGGAGGCUGAUUCUGUUCAUCGUUUUCAUUGCUUUGCUGUUGGACAACAUGCUGUUGACGGUGGUCGUGCCUAUUAUUCCAAGCUACCUGUACACCGUGGAUGACGAGGCUGCUCAGGUGGUCCGGAAUAACUCCAUGUCCCCUCUUUCCCCAUCUGGCACCUUCCAGAGCAUUGUGUCUUUGUACGAUAACACAACACGCCUAACUGGCUUCACCCCGCAGAUGAGCAAUGCUGGCCCAGUGACCCCAGCCCCUACUUUUGGGACACCUCCUCAAAAUCGGUCAGACUGCCCCAAAGCAGAUGACCAGCUUUUGAACGAGAAUGUGAGAGUGGGUCUGUUGUUUGCCUCUAAAGCAACAGUACAGCUAAUCACUAACCCCUUCAUAGGGCCCCUAACUAACAGAAUAGGCUACCAGAUCCCCAUGUUUGCUGGUUUCUGCAUCAUGUUUCUUUCUACCCUCAUGUUUGCAUUUUCCUCGAGCUAUGCGUUGCUGUUUUUGGCCAGAUCUCUACAAGGUGUCGGCUCUUCCUGUUCUUCUGUGGCAGGUAUGGGGAUGCUGGCAAGUGUUUACACCGAUGAUGAGGAAAGAGGAAAUGCUAUAGGGAUUGCUCUAGGAGGACUAGCCAUGGGAGUUUUGGUUGGCCCUCCGUUUGGCAGUGUCAUGUAUGAGUUUGUCGGUAAGACGGCUCCUUUCCUUAUCCUGGCAGUGCUGGCGGUGCUCGAUGGAGCUCUGCAGCUAUUUGUGCUUCAACCUUCGAAAGUUGAACCAGAGAACCAAAAAGGAACUGCACUAUUUACCCUCAUGAAGGAUCCCUACAUCCUCAUCGCAGCAGGUUCCAUUUGUUUUGCUAACAUGGCCAUUGCUAUGCUGGAGCCGGCUCUGCCCAUCUGGAUGAUGGAGACGAUGUGUCCUAGGAAAUGGCAGCUAGGGGUUGCAUUCGUGCCAGCCAGCAUCUCAUAUCUAAUAGGGACCAACAUCUUCGCCGUUUUGGCUCACAAAAUGGGGAGAUGGCUGUGCUCACUUAUAGGGAUGCUGCUGGUUGGAGUCAGUAUUCUCUGUGUGCCUUUUGCAAAAGACAUAUAUGGACUCAUUGUGCCUAACUUUGGAGUUGGAUUCGCAAUAGGUAUGGUGGACUCUUCGAUGAUGCCUAUCAUGGGUUACCUUGUGGAUCUGAGGCACGUGUCUGUGUACGGUAGUGUCUACGCCAUUGCUGAUGUUGCCUUCUGCAUGGGGUUCGCUUUAGGUCCAUCCGCUGGCGGAGCGAUUGCGCGGAGCAUCGGCUUCCCCUGGCUCAUGACCAUCAUUGGUGUUAUAGACAUCCUGUUUGCUCCUCUCUGUUACUUCCUGCGAAAUCCUCCUGCCAAUGAGGAAAAGAUGGCCAUUCUAAUGGACUCUAACUGCUCAAUGAAGACCCGUUCCUACUCCACCCAGGGCUCCAGCUACCAAAUGGGCGACGAUUUUGAUCCUGAGAGCCCUGAAUAGGCCUCAUCAGUUCAAAGCCCUCAGCCAUGUAUGUCACCCAGAGUAUCUAUUUUGUUGUAUGAAAGAGGAAAACAAAUGACUUUAAAGAAAACCACAAUGCUGAUUUGUAAGAAUGUCCCAUAUCUGUCCCAUGCUGUCCUGUGGUUGUGAUGGUCAUGUUAUUCUGAAGCAAACCAAAGUUGUUCUUGUCGCUGUUUGUUCUCAAUGUGGGAGAGGUGAAAUAUCUAACCAACAGCCUUAUUGAAAUGGAUAACACUUGUAUUCGACUCAAAAACCGAUUUGAGAGAGGAGGACAAAGGGAAAUAUUAACUGUACUUUUAUUCAACACAACAAUGGUCAUUUUUUCCCAAUUCAAAAGUCUGAAAAGGCAGUUGAGAAGAUAAAUGAUGAAAGAUUCAUUCAGUGUAACUUAAUGGACAGAUAUGUACUGGAUAUUAAUUGUUUGCCUGUGGUGGUAGGAAAGUGUGGUCUUCAUAUCUAUUGGUCCUGUUGAAGUCUUUUCAUAGGCGUAAACGUUAGUGAAGGUGCGUUUGAGUCAGAUAAACCUUGAAAUGGGCCUUAAAAUGUUGCCAUUCAUAUCAUAAUCAGUUCACAUAUAUUAUAGAGAACAGCUACAGGACAUGAUAGGCCAAUUAAAACCGGGCCAAUUUAAUUUUUACGUUUGGUAUCGAUUGAAUCUGGUACAUUCUUUGAUUGCAUUGCUGUUGUUUUCAUUUAGAUGUUUGAGAGGCCAAACUGAGAUUUUACUGUUAUCUUGCAUUUGAGUGAACGUAAGUUUAACACAUUUAAAAAUACACGCAGGCCUUUCAUUUUUGUGAAAAAGCAAAAGGUCUGACAGCAUUAGAUAAUCAAGCAGAAUGUCAACCAGUCCUACUGUCACAUUCUGUUUGUGUGACUUGCGUGAUGUCUGCUGAAAAUUAUACUGUACUAUCAAAGAUUUGCCACAGUUACAUUUUUAUUACACAUGGUGACAAGCUGUUUCAUUUUAGUUUAAUAAAGAAAAGUAGAUUAUUGCUGUAAAGCAUCCAGGUACUUUAUGUACUUUCGAUUAUAUUUUGCUUUUAAAGUGUAUAUAGUAUAUAUGUAUAUUUAUAUAUUUUAGUAAGUCCUUUGAAUGUGCUGGAUUGCUAAUACGGUCAUUUGUAAUGAAUGCCUCAAUAUUG